Molecule: messenger RNA, 1798 nt
Organism: Seminavis robusta
Lineage: Eukaryota; Bacillariophyta; Bacillariophyceae; Naviculales; Naviculaceae
Source: the annotation of a GenBank genome assembly
CUUGCAGCACUCCCAAAGCAACAAAAGACGGUGACAAACUAGCGGCUCCAACCUGUUGCGUGCUGCACUGGCAGAAGCAAGUCCUCUUCAGCAGUCAGUGAGUUGCUGCAGGUUCUAUUGUAACAACUGGUGUGCUCGUUCCCGUAAUCUCCUUGCCUUGCUGCCGUACAGUGGUGGCCUCAGUACAAGAUCAAUCCACAAUCUCUCUUCUCGCUCUGCCUUGUUCCUGUGCGCCGUUGCUGCUCUGAACUCACGACACGGACACAACAACCGGCCCCGGUGUAUCUUCUAUUCUUUCGACCCUUUUGACCACUGUACAAGACGCCAAUUCCGCUGACUUUUUCAGGGUCCACUUUUCCUUUCAUUCAUUUUGUUUGAGCUUGCUGUCAUCACAUCAUCAUCCAAGUGAAGUGAAUCAAAUCAAAUCAAAUCAAGUCCAAUCCGUCGACGAUGUCGGCAACUAGCAGUAGCACGUUGUAUUGGAGCACGGAGACUCCCAUCCGACGCCACUCGUCGUAUGUGAAUGGUCGCGUGGCGUUUGGUAGUAGUACUGCGGCGAGCCCAGCAUCGACAGCCACAACCGCUCGCUUGGAGGAUUCCUUUGAAUCUCCGAGUUCCUUUGACGAUCCUCACGAAGUAGAUCAUGUUGACGACGACGUCAAUGAAGAAGAGGAAGAUCAGUCCAGCAGCCAAGAAGAAGCACCCAGCAAGGCUACACAAGAACUCGAUACGGUGGACGAGGGUGACGACGAUUCCUCCUCGACGUCGUCUUCCAUGAUGGACGACUACGAACCCAAUCUGGCCUUUUUACACAAGACGCCCCCUCCGCGACCGCAUGCCGUCAUGGACCACAUGUCCCCGGAACGACGCAAACACCGCUCGUGUCAAUCGCGUCGUGGUGGUGCCUGUCAUUCUGAUCUUCUCAAGAGCGCCGUACUCGCCACACUCGAAUCCUACGAAUCCGAGCCCGACGAAGACGUCCAUCGUUCGACAUCCACGUCGUUGGCAGGAGACUCGCGCGGCAGUGCCGACAACAAUUCACGAUCCUCUCGAAAACGAACCAAACCAUGGGAGCUUUAUGAGCAUUUGCAAGAAGAAAAUAAAUUGGAAGAUUGUAUGCUCGUGGGGAAAAUGGAUGUCUGUUGUAAGAUUAGUUCGCAGGCGCAGCGGGCGUCCAUUACUUCCAAACGACGACCGUCGCUCAUACAUACCACCAUUCAACCGCAAUCACCGCCGCCACCACCUCAACCACAACAACAACAACAAUCCACUGCUACUACUGGUACGAGAUCGGCCAAGCGACCGUCACUCGUUCUGGACGACGGUACCAUGACACGGGCUGCCAAACGACCCUCGUUGACUCUGCAGGAGAACAACAAAAAACGACGCGAUUCACUCUUUUCGGGAAUAGUAGCCGCUCUUCCGCCAACUGCCAGUGAUGAAGAUAUCUAAGCUAGCUAGCUACAUGUACAUGUGGCUAGCUAGUUUCGUACUUGUCAGCGCAACAACCGACUCAUUACACUAUCGAGUUGGUCGGAUGAAACCGCAAUAAACAUUGAUCACAGAAAUAUAGAAAUUUACCGAAGGCGCACUACAAAACCAAAACAGAACAAAUCUGCUUCCGAUUUCUUUCGGCGCUUCACUGGGCUCCUAUUGCUUGCAAGGAGGCGACACAGGUUUACUCGGAGAUACGGUGAGCUACCGUACCGUAUGGUAACCAAAUUACUGAUACUAAUGCAUAAGGGCUAGCUAGUCUGUAGAAAACUCCCAAUCAAAUAAAAUUAUGAGUUUGGUAUCU